AUUCGUCUCCUGCCACCAUUGCGCGUCCAUUCUGCCCAAGCCCAACCGACAGGAAGCGGCGAAAAUUGAUUCAGGCGGCCUGAAAGGAAACUAACGUGUGCUCCUAAUAAGGAACAACACAUAAGUCUCUCUUUUUUUUUUUUUAUAUAUAUUUUUUUGCGAUAGGAUUUUGAGAUGUGUUUUAUCAUUUGCCGUAUUUGUCCUGUCCAUCAAUCCGGUUUUAAGAAAAAGCGAAAUAUGAGAAGGGAUUUUACCUUAAGGGCCCCCAGUGGAACGUCGUAAUGAUACUGCUCUCUAAUCCAACUGAGUCACUCUCGACUUAAAGGAGCAGGAUGACAAAAUGGCCCAGCUGCUGGUACCGCCUGGUCCUGACAGCUUCCGCCCCUUUGUCCCGGAGUCUCUGGCCGCCAUUGAGAGGCGCAUUGCCGAAGAGGAGGCCCGGAGACCACGGGCAGAGCGGCGCAGCGACUGCGACGAUGAAGAUGGGCCCAAGCCCAACAGUGACUUGGAGGCAGGAAAAUCACUUCCCUUCAUUUAUGGUGACAUCCCUCCAGGUUUGGUGUCCACUCCUCUGGAGGAUUUGGACAGCUAUUACAGCAAUCAGAAGACUUUCAUAGUAUUGAAUCGUGGGAAGGCAAUCUUCCGUUUCAACGCCACUCCUGCCUUGUACAUCUUAAACCCCUUCAACCCGCUGAGGAGGAUAGCUAUUAGAGUUUUGGUACACUCGAUGUUCAGCAUGUUGAUCAUGUUCACCAUCCUAACCAACUGUGCUUUUAUGACCCUAAGUAACCCUCCGGAAUGGGCCAAGAAUGUAGAAUACACAUUCACAGGAAUUUACACUUUUGAGUCCCUCAUAAAGAUCCUGGCCAGAGGCUUUUGCGUGGGGAAGUUCACCUUUCUGCGUGACCCGUGGAACUGGCUGGACUUUAGCGUCAUCCUCAUGGCAUAUGUCACAGAGUUUGUGGACCUGGGCAAUGUAUCAGCACUGCGAACCUUCAGGGUUCUGCGAGCCCUGAAAACUAUAUCGGUCAUCCCAGGCUUGAAGACGAUAGUCGGUGCAUUGAUCCAGUCAGUUAAAAAGCUCUCAGAUGUGAUGAUCCUGACGGUGUUCUGCCUGAGCGUGUUUGCUCUCAUUGGCCUGCAGCUCUUCAUGGGCAAUCUGAGGCAGAAAUGCGUGCGCUUGCCAAUCCUUGGCAAUGCCACCAACAGCAGCUAUACUGUUGCCACCGACAUGUUUCUUUUCAACAGCAGCCUAGCAGAAGUCAACGACACACUCUUGAACAGCACAGGAAGUGGCUUCAACUGGAUAGACUACAUCAGUGAUGAUAAAAAUUACUAUUACCUCCCUGGUCGCAGGGAUGCUCUCCUCUGUGGAAAUGGCAGCGGGGCUGGGCUUUGUCCAGAAGGCUUUAUUUGUGUCAAAGCGGGCCUUAAUCCAGACUACGGAUACACAAGUUUUGACACUUUCAGUUGGGCUUUCCUGUCUCUGUUCAGACUUAUGACCCAGGACUACUGGGAAAACCUCUAUCAGCAGACUUUGCGUGCGGCAGGGAAGCCCUACAUGGUCUUCUUCGUUUUAGUGAUCUUCCUGGGUUCCUUCUACCUUGUCAAUCUCAUAUUGGCUGUUGUGGCCAUGGCUUAUGAUGAGCAGAACCAGGCCACCAUAGAGGAGGCUCAACAGAAAGAGGAGGAAUUCCAGGCAAUGCUGGAACAGCUGAGGAGGCAGCAGGAGGAAGCACAGGUUGCCGCGGCAGCAGCCACAGAUAGCGGCGAGUACAGCGGGAGGGGGGGGGCCACCUCUGAGUCGUCCUCCGUGACAUCCAAGCUCAGCUCGAAAAGUGCAAAAGAGCGACGCAACAGGCGGAAGAAAAGGAAACAGAAGGAGGAAGAGGAGGAGGAAAGGGGGGCAUACAACAAGUUCCAUAAGUCUUUGACCGUGGACAGUAUCAACAGAUCCUUCCACUUCUCCAUCGAUCCUAACCGACUUUCUUAUGAGAAGAGAUGCUCCUCACCCAAUCAGUCUCUGCUCAGUAUACGCGAGUCACUCUUCUCACCACGGAGGAACAGUCAAGUCAGCCUCUUUAGCUUCCGUGGACGAGUACGUGACAUGGGGUCAGAAAACGACUUCGCGGACGACGAGCACAGCACCUUCGAAGAAAGCGACAGCCGCCGUGGCUCCCUGUUCUUGCCACGUCGCCUCGAGCGUCGUUGCAGCGCCAUCAGCCAGAUGAGUCUCAGGGUACCUCGUGUAACAGUACCUGCCAAUGGCAAGAUGCAUUGCACGGUGGACUGCAACGGCGUUGUUUCGCUGGUUGGAGGAACAUCUGGAACUAACUCUCCUGUUGGUCUCCUGCUGCCUGAGGGUGCCACGACAGACACCGAGGUGAGAAAACAACGCUCAGUUGAUUAUUUAGGUGAACCAGGAGGCAGGCAAAGAGCCAUGAGUGUGGCCAGCAUCCUCACCAACACCAUGGAAGAGCUUGAAGAGUCGAGGCAGAAAUUCCCCCCCUGCUGGUAUCGAUUUGCCAACACUUGUUUGAUCUGGGAUUGUUGCCCUACCUGGCUUAAAAUUAAGGAGUUUGUUAACAUGGUGGUCAUGGACCCAUUUGUGGAUCUGACUAUCACAAUUUGCAUCGUCCUCAACACCCUUUUUAUGGCUAUGGAGCAUUACCCGAUGACGAAAGAAUUUAACGAUGUCCUUUCUGUUGGAAACCAGGUAUUUACUGGCAUUUUCACAGCAGAGAUGUGCCUCAAGGUCAUCGCCCUCGACCCUUACUAUUAUUUCCAGGAGGGCUGGAACAUUUUUGACGGCAUUAUUGUGAGUCUGAGUCUGAUGGAGCUGGGAUUGGCCAAUGUAGAGGGCCUGUCUGUGCUCAGGUCCUUCCGACUGCUGAGGGUAUUCAAACUGGCUAAAUCCUGGCCAACUCUGAACAUGCUGAUCAAGAUCAUUGGUAACUCAGUGGGGGCUCUGGGUAACUUGACCCUGGUGCUCGCUAUCAUUGUCUUCAUCUUUGCCGUGGUGGGCAUGCAGCUUUUCGGCAAGAGCUACAAGGAGUUUGUCUGUAACAUAAAUGAUGAUUGUCAGCUACCACGCUGGCACAUGCAUGAUUUCUUCCACUCCUUCCUCAUCGUGUUCCGAGUGCUGUGUGGAGAGUGGAUAGAGACUAUGUGGGACUGUAUGGAGGUAGCAGGACCGACUAUGUGUCUGAUUGUCUUCAUGAUGGUUAUGGUCAUCGGAAACUUGGUGGUUCUGAACCUGUUCUUGGCUCUGCUUCUGAGCUCAUUCAGCGCUGACAACUUGGCUGCAACUGAUGACGACAGCGAGAUGAAUAACUUGCAAAUUGCUGUGGGCCGGAUCCAGCGCGGCAUUGCCUUUUUAAAAUCUACUGUUCGACACUUCCUCCAGAGCCUGUUCUUUGGUGGUGGCGGGAAGGGCUCCAACCUGCCUGAAGAGAGCAAACCCCUAGAAGAACUACAUAGCAAUGGCAAAGGCAACUGCAUCACCAAUCACACAACAGUGGAAAUGACCAAAGACCCUGGCGGGAUAUACAUGACAGCUGAGGGCAACGGGCGUCCUGGAGGAGGCCUGGUCGUUGGGGGCAUGAUUGAGGCGGAUAGCACCGAAAAGUACCCCAUAGACGAAUGUCACUACAUGUCCUUUAUUCACAAUCCGAGCCUGACAGUCACAGUGCCUAUUGCUGUGGGUGAGUCAGACUUUGAGAACCUUAACACAGAGGACUUAAGCAGCGAUUCCUCAGAUGUGGAGGGCAGCAAAGAGAAGCUCGACACAGAGCCUAAACAUCUCAGCUCUUCAGAAGGGAGCACUGUUGAUAUUCGCCCACCAGGAGAUGGGGUUGAUUCAGUGGAACUGGAGCCAGAGGAGUCACUGGAGCCAGAGGCCUGCUUUACUGACGGAUGCAUAAGCAGAUUCCAGUGUUGCGAGGUCAAUGAGGAAGCACCCAGGUUUAAGAGUUGGUGGACACUCAGGAAAACCUGUUUUGUAAUAGUGGAGCACAACUGGUUUGAAUCCUUUAUCAUAUUUAUGAUCCUGCUCAGCAGUGGCGCACUGGCUUUUGAGGACGUUUAUAUUGAACAGAGGAAGACCAUCAAAACAAUGCUGGAGUAUGCAGACAAGGUCUUUACUUAUGUCUUCAUUCUGGAGAUGCUGUUGAAGUGGGUGGCCUAUGGCUUUGUCAAGUACUUCACCAACGCCUGGUGCUGGCUCGACUUCGUCAUUGUUGAUGUGUCCCUUGUCAGCCUUGUGGCCAAUGCUCUGGGCUACUCCGAGCUCACUGCGAUCAAAUCCCUGAGGACACUGCGAGCCCUCCGGCCACUGAGAGCCCUAUCUCGGUUCGAGGGCAUGAGGGUUGUGGUGAACGCACUACUGGGGGCCAUUCCCUCCAUCAUGAAUGUGCUGCUGGUCUGCCUCAUCUUUUGGCUCAUCUUCAGCAUCAUGGGGGUCAACCUGUUCGCAGGGAAGUAUUACUACUGCAUCAACACUACCACUGACAAGGUCUUCCCCAUCGAGGAGGUCAACAACAAGUCUGACUGCCUGAAUUUGGUCAACAACAGCGCCCGAUGGAAGAACGUCAAAAUCAAUUUUGACAACGUUGGUGCUGGCUAUUUGGCGUUGUUGCAAGUGGCAACAUUUAAGGGCUGGAUGGACAUUAUGUAUGCAGCUGUGGAUUCUCGUGAUCUGGAGGAACAACCCAAAUAUGAAGUGAACUUGUACAUGUAUUUGUACUUUGUCGUCUUCAUCAUCUUUGGUUCCUUUUUUACCCUCAACCUCUUCAUUGGAGUUAUCAUUGACAACUUCAACCAGCAGAAGAAAAAGUUUGGAGGGCAAGAUAUCUUCAUGACAGAGGAACAGAAGAAAUAUUACAAUGCUAUGAAGAAGUUAGGCUCCAAGAAACCACAAAAACCAAUUCCUCGACCAGCAAAUGAAUUUCAAGGCUGUGUGUUCGACUGCAUAACAAAGCAGGCUUUUGACAUUGUUAUAAUGAUCCUCAUCUGCCUUAACAUGGUGACCAUGAUGGUGGAGACUGAUGACCAGACUCCAGAUAUGGACAAUAUCCUCUACUGGAUCAACAUGGUCUUCAUUGUGCUCUUCACAGGGGAGUGUGUACUAAAGAUGAUCUCCUUGCGUCACUAUUACUUCACCAUAGGUUGGAAUAUAUUUGAUUUUGUGGUGGUGAUCCUGUCAAUCGUAGGUAUGUUUUUGUCAGAAAUGAUUGAGAAGUACUUUGUUUCCCCGACAUUAUUCCGAGUGAUCCGUCUGGCCAGGAUCGGCCGCAUUCUCCGCCUUAUCAAGGGUGCCAAAGGCAUUCGGACUCUCCUCUUCGCCCUGAUGAUGUCACUUCCUGCCCUAUUUAAUAUUGGUCUUCUCCUCUUCUUGGUCAUGUUCAUCUACGCAAUUUUCGGCAUGUCCAACUUUGCCUACGUCAAACGGGAGUCUGGAAUCGACGACAUGUUCAAUUUUGAGACCUUUGGGAACAGUAUGCUCUGCUUGUUCCAGAUCACUACCUCAGCUGGGUGGGAUAGUCUGUUGGCACCCAUCCUGAACAAGAGGGAACCUGACUGUGAUAGCCAGAUGGAGCACCCAGGCAACAACUACAAAGGCAACUGUGGCAACCCAUCAGUCGCUAUCUUCUUUUUCGUCAGCUACAUCAUCAUUUGCUUCCUUAUUGUGGUCAACAUGUACAUUGCCGUCAUCCUGGAGAACUUCAGUGUGGCAACGGAAGAGAGCGCCGAGCCACUGAGCGAGGAUGACUUUGAGAUGUUUUACGAAGUGUGGGAGCGUUUUGACCCCGACGCCACACAGUUCAUGGAGUACAGCAAACUCUCUGACUUUGCCGACGCGCUCGACCCACCGUUGCGUAUGCCCAAACCGAACAUGAUUCAGCUCAUCUCUAUGGACUUGCCGAUGGUCAGUGGCGAGCGCAUCCACUGCCUUGACAUCCUGUUUGCCUUCACUAAGCGAGUACUCGGGGAAGGUGGUGAGAUGGAUGUGUUGCGCGGGCAGAUGGAGGAACGCUUUAUGGCAUCGAACCCCUCAAAGGUGUCGUACGAGCCAAUCACCACCACUCUCCGCCGCAAGCAGGAAGACAUGUCCUCCAUCAUCAUCCAGAGAGCCUUUCGCCGCUACAUGAUUUGCAUGGCCAUGAAGAAGGCCUCGGCACUCUACAAAGAACAACUGAAAGAGGGCUUACGUGACCCUGACAAGGAUGUGAUGGUCAUCAGCAAGUUCAAUGAGAUCUCCAUCUCGGACAAAACAGACAUGACCCCAUCUACAGCUUCCCCUCCCUCUUACAACAGCGUGACGAAAUCUGACAAAGAAAAAUACGAGAAAGAAAAUUGUGAGAAGAAAAAAGACUUGAAAGAGCGGAAGAAAUAGACUUUUUUCCCAUUGUUGUGUGCUUGUAUGUUAAUUGCUUGGAGUUGAUGAAUGCCUCUAGUAAAGGAGGGCAAGUAUGUUGUGUAUAAAGUGAAUCCACAAGGGACCAAAUCAUCCAGAAGACACUGCCAAACGGAAAAGACGCGCAGAGACUUGUGAUUUUCUGUUGGGUUGUUUUGUUAAUUGACACAGUUAAGUGUACUAUUGAGUUGUCUGUAGUUAGUGUUGCUGCUGCUAUAAAUACAGUGUCAUUAAUUUAAAAAUGGAUUUAUUACUCAAAGUACUCUGCUUUUUUUCUUAUUUUGUUUGGGUGUGGAAUAGAGUUGCACUGUUUUUUUUUUCCAAACAGUAAAUGACAAGGCCUGAAAUACUUCAACUCCUCCACUUAGGGAAGGACCUCCACCCUAUUCUGGCUCAGGACCAUGGUCUCAGAUUUAGUGUUUCUGCUUUCCCCUAGCCGCUUCUAAUUGUGCCAGUGAGAGUUAAAGAUCACAGGCUGAUAAAGCCAACAAAACAAUAAUUCCAGGCCUGCUCAACUUUGAAGUACAUGCAGCAGAAAAAGAUGGCAAAGGUCCACAACAAUGUGUGGAAUGAAGAGUGAGCAGAGAAAAUAUUAAAAGAAAUCUUUGAGCCAGAUGAUCCUUAGGUUGGAUGGGUCAUAUGUGUCAUCUAUCAUGCUAACAGCUAACACAGCAAGUAGAAGAGGAAACUGCAUAACAUGAUUAGCAUCUGGGUUUCUCAAGGUGAUACCAUUACGUGAAAGAGUACAAUCCCCCAAAAAGAGGGGUGUUUCAUGCAUUUAUGCCAAUGAAGAUGUGUGUGCAACAUAGUCACAUAAUCAGGGAACUGCUAUUGUGGCCAAACUAGCAAUUGACUUGUAUUUAAUUCUAUACUAGUGCUACCCAUUCUUAGUUGAAGGCAUAUGGUUUACAUGAGAAAAAAACAUUGGUAGCACACCACCAAAACAAAUGCCACAAAAAGUGGAUACAUAAGUUAAUUAUGUACCUUCUGCCAUCUAGUGGACGACCAGUUAUUUGUUCUAAAUUUCACUCUACAUCACUGGCAUAGAUAUAUGAACAAAAAUACAUUAUUGGUAGUAAAUGAGUUUCAGACCAAUGAAGUACUGUAAAAUUGGAUAAUUUACUGUGAAACACUAUCACUGAUCUAUACCGUGCAUUAAAAUGGAAAUUGUUCCUUUCUUCACUAAAUUUGCAUUACAGGACCACACCAUCUUCCUUGUCAACUGAUUUUGAUCACACAAUGACAGAAAUUGAAUAGGCAUUUCUCACAGAGUUACCAUAAAAUUCAAGCUGCAUUGUCAUUUCCCUGUUAUGGUACUCGACACGGCAAAGCUGAAUGUAUGCAAGCAGAAGGAAUGACACAUUAUUUUGCUCAUCUUACCUUUGUCAAGGAAAUGUUUCAAAAAAGAGAGCUUGCAAAAAAAUUAUAGCCUUUUUUAUUUUUUUUUUACUUUAAAUCAACAAAUUAGUGCUGAAUUGCAAAUUUCCUCUAGCCUAUUACAUGUAUGCAUCCAUCUGUUUUCUACUGCUUAUCGUGUUCAGGGUCACAGGUGAGCUGUAGCCUGUCCCAGUUGACUGGGUGAGAGGUCAGGAAUAUUUUUGAUAAAUUUUAACUUAAUGUGAGUUGUCUCCAAGUACUCCACAUUCCAAAAGCAUCAUGUGAGGUACAGGUCAUUGAUAACUGUAAAAUGUUGUGAAUGUGCCCUGCCUCUCAACCAAAGUUAGCUGAGGUAGGCUUCAGCUCACCUAUAUCCCUGGAGAGUAUUACUGGUAGGAAAUGAAUGAAUGGAUAGAGCAAUUCAAGGUCACACUUUGACGGUAAAGGUGAAAUGUUGUACAGGUGGUUACAUGCUAAACUUGGCCAAUGGAUCCAACUAGUAAAACCAUCUAGCUUGAGUUGUGAUUUUUCUCUAGUGCAUCUUUGCAAGAAAACCAAUGCGUUAGUCUCACUAGAUCAGGGGUCACCAACCUGGGUCACCAAUCAAAAUAGCUCACCAAUGAUGGAACAUUGUGAUGUUCUUGGAAUGUUGUAGAAGCACUCAGGGAUUUAUGGAAAUAAAGUGUUGCAUAUUGA
This is a messenger RNA of Phyllopteryx taeniolatus (common seadragon), 8488 nucleotides long. Its product is annotated as sodium channel protein type 2 subunit alpha-like. Gene Ontology annotation, molecular function: voltage-gated sodium channel activity. The record is from RefSeq and is a predicted model, not a curated record. The transcript is spliced from 27 exons. Gene Ontology annotation, biological process: neuronal action potential; sodium ion transmembrane transport; membrane depolarization during action potential. The coding region runs from base 341 to 6394 and encodes 2017 amino acids. NCBI's taxonomy places the organism in Eukaryota, Metazoa, Chordata, Actinopteri, Syngnathiformes, Syngnathidae. Gene Ontology annotation, cellular component: axon; plasma membrane; voltage-gated sodium channel complex.